Molecule: messenger RNA, 3468 nt
Organism: Anopheles gambiae (African malaria mosquito)
Lineage: Eukaryota; Metazoa; Arthropoda; Insecta; Diptera; Culicidae
Gene: sals
Product: neurofilament heavy polypeptide
Exons: 9
Coding region: 473-3082 (869 amino acids)
Molecular function (GO): actin binding
Source: RefSeq, a predicted model, not a curated record
CGGGUUGGAAAUCUUUCCAUUCCGAACGAACCGAAUCCCGUCGCGGAGGUGCUGUGAUGUGAAGAAUGUGAUCUUUGGAGCGUGGAGUGGAGUCGUUUCCAGGGGCGGGUUAGCAAAAGUGCGUGUAAAAGACCCUCCACCGAUUGCUCUCGUGGUGCAAAAAUCCCGUGUCGUAACGCACCGUCGUGUCGUAGACGUAGCUACGACACACGAAGGUGGAGACAAGAAUUUCAAUUUCACCUGAUUCUUCACGCAAGGGAAAGCGCGUGUGUGUGUGUUUGCAAAGCAUUCAGCAUUCAUAAACAAAAAAAACCACAACGGUGCCUUUGGUGAAAACGAACGGUAGCAGCGAUAGUACAUUUAGAAAACAGUGCCACAAACAAUUGACCGUGAAUCAGAAGCAGCGAGAGCAAGCUUGAGUUUGUCGCCCACCUGACUCACAAGUGCCCAACCUGACUCCAACCGGUACAUAAUGCCGGUAAACAGCCGCCCCCCGUGGCUGAAGGAUCGUCUCGAGACGGUAAACAAAUCCGUACCGCCGGCCUGGGCUCGCAAAGCCAGCGUCACGCCCGCCACUGACACAAAGGAAUCGUCGCCCUCGUCCAAAGCGAGCGCAACGGAAAGCUCGUCGACAAAAGCUUCGUCACCAGCGGCCGCCACCACGGCCGUCAAGAAGCCGGCUGCCAGCAGUACCGUGCCGGCCAAAGAAAAUGGUGACACGGCGGCGGCAAAGCCCACAACGACGGCCAAGCUGCAGUCGAAAGAAAUUAAGGUGCCUGUUGUAGUGGCACAGAAAAAGCCCGUCAAUCCUCCGCUCACCAAACAGGCCGAACCGGCCACAGGGCUCAAAAACACGACACCCGUCAUGACGGUACACCGGGAGGUUGCAAAGCCGAAACCGAAACCCUUGGCCAAGGAACCAACACCCGAGUCCGACGACGAGGAAGAGGAUGAAGAGGAAGAGGAGGUAGAGGAAGAGGAGGAGGAAGAGGAAGAGGAAGAGGGAAGCACGGAGUACGAAACGGAAACGGAAUCCGAGGAAGAGCCGGCGCCACCGGUGAAGCCGGCACCGAAGAAGCCCGAACCGACGAGCACACUACUGAAGCGCCCAGAUGACGCAUCGUCGCAGCCACCACCGAAGCUGCCGGUGCAGCUGCGCAAAGUGACGCCAACGAGGAGCCCCGACAAGUCGGACAGCGAAAGCAAACCCUCCUCGAAGUCGGUGUCCGAGAAGUCGUCCUCGCCGGAGCCGAAACCAUUCAUCAGACCGCCGCUGAAGAAGGUGGUCCGACCGCAGCAAGAUCCACCGCCCAAGGAGCGAUCGGUAUCGCCCGAGCCGGCCAAAAACUUCCGCGUGCAGCUGCGCAAAGUGCCCUCCAAUCUGAAGGCGCCGCGCGUCAAGGAGAAGCUGCCCGAGGUGCAGCUGAAAAAGGUGGAGAAGCCGCUGCUGGAGGACAUACCGAAGAAGGAGGAAGCCUAUCCGCACAAACCGUCGAUGCUGAAAUCGGAAAGCAGUAAAAGAAUUCCGCCACCACCACCGAUGCCAAAGUCGAACAUACCGCCACCGCCUCCACCGCCGCCGAGCUUGAAGCCUCCGCCGGACUUUGAAAAGAAGGAAAUAUCCGACAAACAGAAGGAGGUGCUAGACAAGCUAAAACGUCGUCCGCGUCGACGUCCGGACUGGUCGGACAUGAUGAAGGAGGUUGAGCAGGGCAGAAAACUGAGACACGUUCAGUGUAAUGACAGAUCGCAUCCGAUCAUAAACUCCAAAUCGAUCACCAAGGUCAAGGAUCAGUUCAUCUUCGAGACGGAAAAGGCUACGGCACACAAUCAGCUGCUGAAGCAAAUCCAGGGCGGUGUGCAGCUGAAACCGACCAAGUGUAACGAUCGCAGCAAACCGAUCCUCGGCGGCCUGCGCAAGUUCCGCCGCCAGAUGACGCUCGAGGAGCAGCUGGCCAAGUCGGAGUCGCGCGCCAACCUCGAGGCGCCCCCGGCCGAGGAAGAGGAGCUGGACGAGCUGGACGACAUCGACAAGGUGCGGGACGAUCUGCAGAGCACCAAGCAGAUGCUUGCGCACGAGCUGCGCAACAACGAGGCGCUGGAGCGCGAAAACAAACGGCUCCAGGCGCGGGUACAGAACCUCGAGGCCGAGCUGUCCCGCGAGCGAUGGAACCCGCUGAGCGGCGAGGAACGGACCACCGUUACCGGUCCCCAGUCCGAUCUAAUACAGUCGCUCAAGGACGAAGCACUGGAGGCGCAGAAGCAGUCGCAGCAGCUGGAGGAAAAAUAUCAAACCGUGGCCAAGGAGCUGGCCACGGCCUACAAGCAGACGGAAGAGCAGAAGCGAAAGAUCGCCGAACUUGAGCGCAAACUCCAGUGCUUAACGGACGAUGACUUCUACUUGAACGAGCAUCAGGGCAUUACGGACGAUCGCAGAGCGACGGAGUCGGCCCAGAAGGAAAGCUCACCGGAGCUGCAGCCCGAGGAGGAGGAAGAGGAGGAGGAAGAGGAGGACGAGGAAAAGAAGGCUGAAAAGCUGGCCAAGCGGUUGAACCGCGAGGUCAACAUGCUGCAGGCCCGGCUCACGAGAUUGAAGGAGAAGCAGGAGGAAAAGCAUGCCGAACGGCAGGCGUUAAAGUAUGCCAUGAAAACCAACCAGUAUGCCCUCAAGGCUGAGAAGAAGAAGUAUAAGAAGCUUCAGAAGGAGGUGGAAAAAAUGGCCGCCAUGAUGAAGCUGGAGGAUGACGAUGAUGAAAAUGCCGAGGCCAAGGAACCACCGCCGGAGGAACCGGAAGACGAGCAGGAAGAGGAGGAAGAGGAGGAGGAGAGUGAAUCGGAGGAAUCGGAAUCGGAAAGCGAAAAUGAGAGUGAAAAUGAAGCAGAGGAUGCUCCGGAUGAUAAGAAGAAGAUCAACCUUGAACCACGAGUCAAACGGCACGAGGCUCGGCUGGCCUCGCUGAAGAAGGGCAACUACUUGCUGCAGGCCAACGUCGAUCGUAUUAAGGACGAGAUUAGCAAGGUGCGCGAGGAGUGCUGCACGCUGCAGACGGACCUGGACAACGUCAUAGCGGACUUGGGCUGAUGAUGGCGGUCCCUUCCUUCGACCCGUCGCCAUCCCCCCCGGGGGGUGUGCUACCGAUCCAAUCUUUACCGAAAUAGUAACACACAGGACACCAGCUACGUACGAGGGGCUGGUGCAAAUGUAUCGUUUCCUAGGUACAAUACGGAAACAGGGAGGGAGGAACGAGCCCCCUUCCGCUGGUUCCACCGGCGUUUAACAAAACCCGUGGCAGCGCUUACACAUAAUCAAAUGGACAAAAAAGCAUUCGCUUCUGAAAAUAUUAUUCGCAUCAGCCAACCUGCUGACCUGGGUGGCGCCGCACGUAAAUACAAGUAUUUUUGUACAUCGUUACUUUUGUAUACACACACACGCGCAUAAUAAACUUACCUUUAAUGUACGAUAGCUGA